UGCCAGGUGGGGGUGUCGGAGGAGGUGCUCCUGGCUCGUGAUGAGCAGGGUGUCUGAAGGUGUUGGAGGCUUGCGUUGGGAACACUCGCGUCGAGAAUAAGCAGAGGAGGAAUGUCAUCUGGACUCUGCAGCGAACCUCUAACGUCAAGGCUGAAAUAAAGGUGAUGGGCCACAGCUGGAACGCGCUGCAGAAACUUGCCCCAGAAGUGGUUAAGACGGCGGGAGAACAGUCAAUAGCCGACGGUCCCAGGGGGAGCCGAGGGCGCAAGUACGAAACUGUUACAGCCACAGUACGACAGGUCACAGCUGCGUUCAGGCUCUGCCCGUUAUUCUGGAGAAAUGGCAACAACAGUGAAACUGAACACCGGUGCACAUAUGCCCAUUUUGGGACUGGGGACAUGGAAGUCUCCCACUGGCAAGGUCACAGAGGCGGUGAAAGCCGCCAUCUCAGCGGGUUACAGGCACAUUGAUGGAGCGCGUAUCUACCGGAACGAGACGGAGGUGGGAGAGGGUGUUCAGGCCAUGAUCAAGGAUGGCGUGGUCAAGCGAGAGGAUCUUUUCAUUGUUAGCAAGCUGUGGUGCACUUUUCAUGAGAAAUCUCUGGUAAAGCAAGCCUGUGAGAAGACUCUCAGUGAUCUUAAAAUGGACUACCUAGAUCUCUAUCUAAUGCACUGGCCCAUGGGUUUCCAGGCUGGCGAGGAGCUUUUUCCUUUGGACAGCGCAGGAGAGACGAUCAAUGACGAUACUCACUUCCUGCAGACAUGGGAGGGGAUGGAGGAGCUGGUGGAUGCUGGUUUGGUCAAAGCUAUCGGUGUCUCCAACUUCAACAAAGACCAGAUUGAAGCCAUUCUCAACAAGCCAGGCCUCAAAUACAAGCCUGCCAUCAACCAGGUGGAGUGCCACCCGUACCUGACUCAGGAGAAGCUGAUCAACUACUGUCACUCUCAGGGCAUCUCAGUGACCGCCUACAGCCCCCUGGGCUCCCCAGACAGACCCUGGGCUAAACCUGAAGACCCCUCACUGCUGGAAGAUCCCAACAUUAAAGCCAUCGCUGAGAAGCACAAGAAGACACCUGCUCAGGUCCUGAUCCGCUUCCAGAUCCAGAGGAACGUGAUCGUGAUCCCCAAGUCGAUCACACCUCAGCGCAUUCAGGAGAAUUUCCAGGUGUUUGACUUUGAACUAAAUGAGGAGGAAAUCAAGACCAUAGUAGGAUUUAACAGGAACUGGAGAGUCUGUCCUAUGCAAUGGAGCACCAAGCACAAGGACUACCCAUUCAACACUGAAUUCUGAAAUGAAAAAUGCAGAUUUUCCACAGGUUUACAGUGGGUGCUGGGUGUUGGAGUUUGCUUCUCUACCCUCUAGACUGCUCGCUUUCCUAUUCUUUAGAGCGGUUUGCAAAGUUAGUGUGGCCUUGCAGCAGAUUUUUAUUUCAAUGUUACAUUUCUCAGGAGAACAUUGACUUAUUUAGUUGCUAUUUUGUCUCCAUGAAAACCAGUUUUACACACACUCCUAAAACUUCUUUAUACCCAAUUUGAGAUGCUUAACUGAUACAAAUUUGGGCCAUUAUGCGUACGAGUUUUGCACUAUAUAAUUAAGUAUUUGUGUUUUUUCCUUAAAUGGUCCUUAUCUGUUCUCUCAGCCUGUAGACACAGGUUUCUUAUUUCUAGGGUCAAUUCUACUGUGUUACUUUGUGGCCAGUGUGGUAUUUUAAGUUACUGAAGAGCCUAAAUGUCAGGUGACCCCCAAGGGUCCUUGAGGAGGUUGAUUUAAUGUAAUUUAUUUUCACUUUAAUUGUAUUCAUAAGUAACACAAUAACAGAAUGUAUGACUAUUUUGGCCAUGAGUUUCAUAUACUUUCUGUAAUAAAAUAUCUAAAGGCCCAGACACACCAA
Messenger RNA from Sebastes umbrosus (honeycomb rockfish), 1891 nucleotides. RefSeq names its product aldo-keto reductase family 1 member B1-like. Gene Ontology annotation, cellular component: cytosol. Lineage: Eukaryota; Metazoa; Chordata; Actinopteri; Perciformes; Sebastidae. The record is from RefSeq and is a predicted model, not a curated record. The transcript is spliced from 14 exons. Gene Ontology annotation, molecular function: aldose reductase (NADPH) activity. Bases 340 to 1290 code for a protein of 316 amino acids.